GGCGCCCUGGGCGCAGCCCUCGCAGCUGGCGCGGCAGCUGCCGCAGUCGACGCAGGCCGCGUCGCAGCCGCAGUCAGCGUGGCAGCCGAUGCAGCCGUCCCAGAGGAAGGGGCCGCUGACCCCCGCCUCCGCGCUGCGCGACUUGAGGAUGUGGCUUCAGAGGCUGCGCGCCGCGCCGCGGGGGGGGGGGGGGGGGCGCCGCGGCUCGUUGUGCCGCAGGCGGACAUGGAGCCCUCGAGCCAGUACGGCCCGAGCCCAGCGCGAAUCGCUGUCAACAGCGUCCAGGCACAGCUCGACGAGAUCAAGCUGUCCGUGCGCACCAGCGAGUCGGCCUGGUUCGGGACGCUGCGGGCCGUGGCCCUCUGCACCGGCCUGGCGUGCGCCUCGCCCUUCGCGCUCUCGGCGCUCGCCACGGAGGUGGCUCUGCCCGUGUUGGGCGCAGGACUCACGCUCUUCGUCGUCAGCGCCGAGGCGCAGGCGAGGACGCGGGCUGCCACCUCGAAGGUCUGGGCGGCGGAGGUCAGCGUGGUGAAGGCCACGAUGGAGGAGAUGGUGGCGAUCGCCUGCCUCUUCCGCGCCCGCAUCCUGGCGGCGGCAGGCUUCACCGCGGCCGCGGCCGUGGUGGCGGUGGUCACGGAGUCGCCAUGGCCACUCGUCGCGGCCUAUCCUCGAGCUGGGCACGUGGUGCAGACGUGCUGGCAGGUGCUGCUGGCGGCGUCGUGCGUGGGCGCGUCCGUGUGGUGCGUCGGGCCCUCGGGUGUGCUCGUGUGGGCCGGGCGCGCGUCCAAGCUGUCGGCCCAGAAGCUGCGGGAGGCCUUGCUGGACGCUACUCGAGCCGCGGGCAAGAAGCUCGAGUCGACGCAGCCCAUCACGCAUCGGGCGACAGCGGCGGCGUCGAAGGUCCAGAGGGCGCAGACGGCAUUCGACAAGGCGCAGGCGCAGCAGCUCAAGCUGACGAUGGAGCUCGAGAGGUGCAAGGCAUCUUUGCAGGAGGCGGCGAGCACCUUUGCAAAGGCAGAGGCCGAGAGGGCCGCGCUCUUCCGCUCCAUGGAGCUCAGCAAUGCCGACGGCCCCAAGGAGCAGAGCGACGUCGUCGAGCUGGAUAAGAGGAAGAAGGCGGCGAUGGAGGCGUCGAUGCACACGCUGAAGGCGACGUCUGGCGAGGCGGGCGAGGAGCUGGAGGAGCGCCGCGAGAAGUUCUCUGAGACGCACGAGAAGGCCGAUGACCACGCAGGGCAGGCGGUCGCGGGCGAUCCCGACGCGGUUGAGGAGGCCAGAUUGGCAGCAUUCAAGCUCACGCUGAAGACGGAAUGCGGAGGCGAUGCUGGUUGA
Messenger RNA from Prorocentrum cordatum, 1332 nucleotides. The record is from the annotation of a GenBank genome assembly. NCBI's taxonomy places the organism in Eukaryota, Dinophyceae, Prorocentrales, Prorocentraceae.